Molecule: messenger RNA, 5263 nt
Organism: Acanthaster planci (crown-of-thorns starfish)
Lineage: Eukaryota; Metazoa; Echinodermata; Asteroidea; Valvatida; Acanthasteridae
Gene: lrrd1
Product: leucine rich repeats and death domain containing 1
Biological process (GO): cell-cell adhesion; signal transduction; neurotransmitter receptor transport, endosome to postsynaptic membrane
Cellular component (GO): postsynaptic membrane; adherens junction; postsynaptic density
Molecular function (GO): protein kinase binding
Source: RefSeq, a predicted model, not a curated record
UCCUGGACUCGGCAAACAGUUGCCCGGUUACAUGAAAACGAACGUGUUACUGUGCUGCUGGCUCAGGGAACUUGUGAAAUUAGCCAGUGAUGCUGUCAUCAGUCACAUGACUCAACGAUCCAGGAUGGAUGUAUCUGCUAAGUUAGAAGCCUCUACAGCGACAGAGACUGCCUCUGAAAGCAGAGACAUCUCAGAAAUGAGUCAAAUGGCUGAAGGAGAAAUGGCACAACAAAAUGGGAAUAUGGUCUCGGAAAAUACCCCCCUUCACAGUAAUAUAGAGAUGGAAGGAGAGAAUUUUAAUGAUGAAAAAGAUGCAUUCAUCACUCAGGAACUCAACAGGAGAUCCUAUGAUGCACGCCAUGGUAUCAGUCCAGAGAAAGUCUCCUGGAGGGCCAGCAUGAAUGGUGUAUCAGAUGAAGCAGUAGGGGAUAAGCAGGGAAAGCUGAGUUUGCUGCGAGAAGUUCUGGAGAGUGCAUCCAUGGAGGAUCUCAACUCGCAGGUGUUCUUGAGUCCCAACGGCAAGUACUGUCUUGAUCUGAGUGAUCAGGCUCUCACAGAAGUCCCACCAAAGACAUUCCAACUGAAUUACAUCCACUGUCUUCUUUUGAAUAACAACAGUCUAUGUGACAUUCCUGAGCAGAUCCACCAGCUGAGCUGUCUUGAAGCUCUUGUUAUACAGGCAUGUGGACUGACCAGCUUCCCUUCAGAGCUUUGUCAGCUAACAAACUUGGAGGUUCUUGAUCUCAGUGGUAAUGACAUUCAAGAAGUACCAAGUGAUGUUGCAGCCUUGAAGAUGCUCCGCCAGUUCCACAUGAAUGACAACCAGCUGCAGGAAUUGCCUGAUGAGUUCUGCAUGUUGUCAGAAAUAAAUGUCAUCAACCUCAGCCAAAACAAGUUGGAGGCACUACCACUACAGUUCAAUCAGCUACACUUCCUGAGAAUUCUUGGUCUGAAUAACAACAACUUCAGAAAGUUUCCCAAGCAGGUGUGCUUAUUGGACCAGUUGGUUCAGCUCAGCAUGAGUGGAAAUUACAUGCAGACACUGCCAGCUGACAUUGGGUACCUGUUCAAUCUGAGAGAACUCAAUUUGGAGAAGAAUGCAUUCCGAAUCCUCCCUGUGCAGGUGUACUGGCUUCCCGAGCUGCAAGAACUCAAUGUUUCACACAAUCUCAUCACAGAGAUUUCCAGCGAAAUUAGACAUCUUGACAAGUUAAAAACAUUAGGACUGAACAGCAAUCAGUUGGAGGAGAUUCCCGAUGGAAUCCAGCAUCUGACAAACCUAGAGAUUCUUGGCCUUGACUCUAACAAACUCAGCAAACUUCCAGCCAUUGUCAGAUAUCUCAGUGACCUGUCGGAGCUUUAUCUUGGACAAAACUGCCUGGAAGAAGUACCAGAUGAUUUGUGUCUUCUCCACAAUCUCUUCAUAAUUGACCUCUCAGGGAACCAGUUGAUGGGCCUGCCAGUUGAAAUUGCCAAUUUAAGGCAUCUGAACCAACUUCUGCUUCAUGACAACAAGUUCCAAGUUCUUCCAGAGGGAGUGUGCUCUUUAUCAGAGCUUGAGCUCCUCACACUUGAUCAGAACAAGUUGACAGGUCUCCCCAAGGAAGUAGAGAACCUGUACUGUUUGCGGCAGCUAACCAUGAACAAAAAUUGCCUGGGGACAUUUCCAGUUGAAGUCUGUGAAGUUCAGAUGUUGGAGUACCUUUCUUUAACAGAGAAUUCCAUAUCCUCCCUUCCAUCUGCAGUCACAAAUCUGGUCAACCUCCGUCAACUAGACCUGAGCCACAAUCACUUUGAGAACUUUCCUGAGGAGCUCUGCUCUCUGUCCUGGCUUCGGAAACUCGUCAUGUCUGACAACCGGCUAAUGGACAUGGCAGAUGAUGUGGAAAAGAUGGAGCUGCUGGAGGAGCUGAAUCUUAACAAUAAUUGCUAUGGAAUGUUUCCACUGCAGCUCUGUGGCCUUCCUAAUCUAAGAAUCCUCCACUUCUCCCAACCGGAAGGCACUAAGAUCAGUUAUCUGCCGUCCACUAUCCAAGUGCUCCAACACCUUGAAGAGUUAGAUGUGUCACACAAUGCCUUAGAAGGCCUCCCAUCAACGAUAUCACAGCUAGAGAAUCUGAUCAAACUGGAUGUCACAGACAAUCGUCUGGUAGAGCUCCCAGAAUCCAUAUCCCAGUUGAAGCACCUAGAAGAGUUCCACCUGGAGGGCAACAUGCUGCGGCAGCUGCCAGUAACAUUUGAUGGCUUGACUAACCUGACUGACUUGAGGUUGCAGGAGAACCCACUGUGCCAUCCCCCUACUGAUGUCUGUGAUGGUGGAGCCAUGGAGCCUAUAACACGAUUCCUGCUCUCAGCUGAAGAGAGAGCAGCUGUUCUUCUUGAAAAGAUGUUCCAGUGUGUCGCAGCUAAUGUCCGCCAGCGUGAGUUGCAUGACCUCAUGCGUGUCUUCCACUUCAGCAAAGAGGAAAUGUCGCACAUUGAGAAGACGUACAAGAAUGAUCCUCCCGAGGUUAUGAUCUUUGCUACACUGAGGAAAUGGCAAGACAUGAAGGGGCGGGCGGCCAAUGGAGAUGAGUUGGCGAGAUACCUGCGACUGAUUGAAAUGCCAGUUGUGGCAAGUAAGAUCAAAGCCAUGAAGGUCUACUCACAGGCGCACAGGCUGUGAAGUCUGCAGGUGUCUCCAGGCAUCAGGACUUGAACUUGAGCCCUCAAAAUUGGUCUGAGGUCACAAUCAUGUUUGAAAUAGUUUACCAUGUCAUUGCUUGGCAUUUUGCUUUCGCCUUGUAGGGGAGAAUCAAGAUCCCCACAGUGUGCAAUGUGAAACAAAGUAACUGCCUUCAAUGGCUUAUGCCACAAGCCCUCAAAGAUUGAACAAUUAACCUGUUUGUGUCCGAGUCCAUGUAAAAGGAUCAGACAAUCUAUAUAGGGGUGGCUGACAGGUAAAAUGCAGACUGUUUGUUGAGUCUCCUACAGUGGACGUGUGUACAUGCCCGAUACCCAUUUGUUGUGUAUACACACAACAUCCAGGCCAGUCAGAAAUGAGUCAGCAACUGGUUCAAAUGUUCAAAAGUUUGCAGUGAAACUGAAAUGACUUUUUUAUCUUUCAGACUUGGUAUAUUCAUAUUUUUCUACACAGCUAGCAUUAAAUACAUGUAUAUUUAGCUUCCUAAUCGCUAACAUAAUUCUUUGCCCAGUGUGAAACACUCUAAAAUUUUAAUGUCUUUAUUCAAUAGAAAAGAUAUCUCACUAUGUGUGCUAGUUUUUUAAUGCCCUGCCAAUGAAGUCCAAGGGGCAUAGUGUUUUCUGCCCUUUUCUGGGUGGGUGUGCAUGCGUGUCAAUGUGUCCGGAAGAUUCUUGUUAGCACGAUAACUUCAGAAAGACUUCAUGUAUGAACUUCAGAUUUGAUUUGUGCAUUGCUGUUGAUAAUCCUAAGAAGUGUGUUGCAUUUGGGGCCGAAAGGUCAAAGAUCAAGGUCACAAGUGCUAAAACAACAAAUAUUAUUGGCACAAUAAAUACUUCCCAUGGGAAUUUCAAAUAUGGCUUGAGCAUUGUUUUGUGUAGUCCUACAAGCCUUUUGCAUUUAUAACUUGAAAGCUCAAGUGUAAAGGUCAUAACUGCUGAAGAAAAGUAAGGCAAUCUGUUUGUGAUCCUAAAAUACAAGUUGAUGUAGGCAUGCGCUUGAUGGGGCAUUUGCGUUUGUUUUAAAGAAAAGUACCUGUGUUUAACAAAAAUGCUUGACAUUACCUUAGCCUUUCAGGCUCAACAAAAUGAUAAGGUCCCUUUUGUAAGUGCGUUGCAGUCAGUGAAAUGUGACAAUGGUGAAAAACGAGGUACAAUGGCCCCCCCAGGGAAUUUCUAGAACCUCCUUGGAAUUGUAUUCAACACUUGAGCCCUUCUAACCUACACCGGUAUUUUAACUAAAAUAAUUGGAAAAAAACCAACAGAAGUUAGCAAGAAAAACCAAAUUAAAAUCCUAUUAAAGGUCAGUCAUAUUAAGUAUUACGAUGGCAUUGAGUUAAUUAAAAAAAUAUAGUUUUACCAUGGACAUUCCUAAGAAUCCAUAAAAAUUCUUUUUAAACAUUUAACUUUUUGGAGCGAAAUUGAAAAAAAAUACACAUACCCUGCAGUAAUUUUCAACUUUAUUUCAACAGCAUGUCUUUGUACGUGUAUUUCAGUACAGUAUCAUGCAUUAAAUGCAUGGUUCAGGACAGGUUAUGUUGCCUUAAAUUUGUCCUUAGCAGAUUUUUACUUUCCAUGUGAAAUUACAGAUACACAUAUGCAAAAUGUAAAUUUGUGAACAGGGUACCUUUAGAAAUUAAGUUGGACUGAGAAGUUAUUUAUAGGAAAUUGUUAUAUUAUUUAUAAGGCCAGAACAAAAAAUUCAUUUAAAAGAACAGAAGUUCCCAUAAUUAUUUUAAUGGUUGGUAUUAUGUCCAUUGGUUCUUCCAUAUUUGUAAGUAUUUGUGAACAAGUAUGGAGUUUCUCACAACUUUGAAAAAUGCUUCUCCAUUGAGAUUUAUCUAUGCCAGUGACCUGUUUAUCAUCAUAAAUGCUUAGGACUUGUGAAAGGGUUUUUGAUAGCUCUCCUGAUACUAAGACUUUUGGGAUUUCCCUCCAGUUGAUCUGAGGAUGGACCGCUGUAGUUGUGCAUCAACUGACAUUUUUAUAAUCACAAAACUUUAUUGAGAGGGCAAGGGUGAAAACCACUUUAUGAAACAGGUUAAAAGUAGGGGUCUAUGGAAUUCUGUGUGGCAGCAGUGAGAGAUUUGUUUUUGUAUCUUGCAGACAUCUAUGCCUCCUUUGUGUGGAAAUAUUAGCCAACUAUUUUUUAUUUGCAGUUUUAAAAACGGAGCUUGGUUUCAUUUACCAAUUAUCUGCAGACACUGUUGUAAAGAUCCCAAAUUACAAACUCACUACUUAGUCAUGAACCUUGAUAGGUUCUUUCCUGUAGUAGUUCCUUGAUAGCAAGUUUGACUCUGUAUUUUCUUGUAUGCUCUGAAAAGAGGAUUUGUUUUUAUCUAUCUUAUAGUCCAGCUUUGAUGCUAGCCAUACAUGUACGAAGGUAUAAAUUAUAUUACUGAAAAUCAUGUUAUACAAAUAUCUUACAGUGCAGGUGUGUCAAGGUUCCAAUAAUUCCUUUACGAGCCCUCUAAAAUGUUCAGAACAGAUGUUUUAAUUUUGUUCUAAACUUGAAGUUGAACUGGUAUGUGUAGGUUGUGUUUUGCAGUGAAGAUGUGUGAAAUAAAGCACCAAUUUAACUGCA